GUUCGUUCUUUCUCCUGUCUGUCUGAUAUAUAUGUAUCUGAAAGCCACAGCAGUACAGCACCCUCACAGCCUGCCUGUAUUCGCAGUUUCAGCUCACCACAACCUAUCUUCUGAAUCACCUCUGUGCACUCAUGGGUUGCUGCGGUACCAUGUCCUCGUCGUCGAAGCCGAAGGGCAUCAGGGAGGAGACGCUGCUCCGCGUCCCAGGCGCGUCGGUGCACCUCAUGACCGCCGGCUCCGAGGGGCCCCUCGAGCUCGGCCGUGGCGAACUCUCCAUCGUGAGGAUCGUCAAGGACGACACGGCCGUGGUGGCCACCGUGGUGCGCGUCGGCCGCGACCUUGGCUGGCCGCUGGCGAGAGACGAGCCGGUGAUCAAGCUCGACCGGCUGCACUACCUCUUCACGCUUCCUGACAUGGACGGCGCGCUCCUCAACUACGGCGUCUCCUUCGACGCUAAGGCUGCUGACGCCACCCUGCUGGCGUCCCUGGACGCGCUCCUCAAGUCCACCUCCUGCUUCUCCACACCUUCAGCACCGUCGAGGAGCUCGUCAAAGCAGCCGCCGUCAUCGCCAGACAGGUACUGGAACGACUUUGCACCAAAGAUAGAGAGCUACAACGGGGUGCUCGCCAAGGCGAUCGGCGCGGGCACCGGCCACCUCGUCAAGGGCAUCUUCAUGUGCAGCGACGUCUAUGCCAACCAGGUUCAACGGGGAGCCAAUCUGAUUAGCCCUCAAGCUGCCGGCAGCGCGAGCAAACGAUUCGACGGCUCCGGUGGAGCUGACCAGAACAACAAGGCAGCUGUGAAGCGUGGAGCUGUCAGUAAGAGCCUCAAGAGGGUCAGGGAACUAUCAGAGAUGUCCGAGAAGAUGAGCAAGUCGAUGCUCGACACGGUCCUCUCGGUGACGGGGUCCAUGGCCGCGCCGCUGCUCCGUUCCAACCAAGGGAAAGCCUUCCAGUCCUCCGUCCCAGGAGAGGUCAUCCUGGCCACUCUUGACGCCAUCAAUAAAGUCAUGGACACGGUAGAGGCUGCCGAGAGGAACACAAUUGCUGCAACAUCCAACGUCGUUUCUGGUGCAGUGUCCAAGAAGUUUGGGGAUAGUGCGGGGGAGGCGACCGGGGACGCGUUCGCGACGGUCGGACACACAGUGGGGACUGCGUGGAACCUCUUCAAGAUACGGAAGGCCGUCACCCCGUCGUCCUCCGUUCCGGGGAACAUGGUCAAGAACGCCGUCAGGAACAGAAAGUGAGGCGGUUGUUUGCCCCCGCAGCAGAGCGACCAUGCCAGUCUACCAACAGGCAGUAAAUGCUGGUUGUGCUGCGAGGAUCAUGUGCUAAUACUUGAGUAUAAAUUGUAUAAUAAUGUUUCUGUUUCGACAACUUCAGAUCCACUGAGAUAUUAUGGUUACAAACUAUCACAGCAAUCCAAAGAAAAGGAACCAAAUGCACACUACUUAUCGUUGUGAGAA
Molecule: messenger RNA, 1466 nt
Organism: Lolium rigidum
Lineage: Eukaryota; Viridiplantae; Streptophyta; Magnoliopsida; Poales; Poaceae
Product: senescence/dehydration-associated protein At4g35985, chloroplastic-like
Exons: 5
Coding region: 132-1247 (371 amino acids)
Cellular component (GO): plasma membrane
Source: RefSeq, a predicted model, not a curated record